Lactuca saligna is the source of this 638-nucleotide messenger RNA. Lineage: Eukaryota; Viridiplantae; Streptophyta; Magnoliopsida; Asterales; Asteraceae. The record is from the annotation of a GenBank genome assembly.
AUGUGUAGAGCAGCAGGAGUUGGGACACCUCGUUCUGUUUUUGAGAAGUGCACAAGUAGCAUAAUAAUACACACAGGAGCUUUGAAGAUGGAGAAUCCCCAGAAGCUUUGCAGAAAGUUCAAGGAUGUUUCACUGGAAGAACUCAGAGAUAGGCUUGCCGAAUUUGCUAAAGUAAGGAACUGGGAUCAGUACCACAGCCCAAGAAAUCUCCUCUUAGCUUUGGUAGGGGAAGUGGGAGAGUUAUCAGAGAUAUUCCAGUGGAAAGGAGAAGUGGAGAGAGGUUUGCCAAACUGGAGCAAUGAUGACAAGGAGCAUUUAGAGGAAGAACUCUCUGAUGUUUUGUUGUAUCUGAUUCAGCUUGCUGAUGUUUGUGAACUUGAUCUUGGCCAAGCUGCUCUAUCCAAGAUUGUCAAGAAUGGCCAGAAAUACCCCAUUCUCGAUUAGUUUUGCUUUUGCAUGGUCCUUUAAUAUUAUUUUCAUAUGAUGGGCCAAGAUAUAUGAAAUUAAUGGGGCCUACAAGAGAGAAUUGAGAAAAGGGUAUGAGAGAAUAAAUCUAAUUAAUAUAUGUUUUGGUGUUGUUUUGUUUCCUAGUUUUAUGUAAUACUUUUUUUUUUGUUUUUUUUUUUUCGAACGGCAAG